This is a messenger RNA of Fonsecaea erecta, 282 nucleotides long. RefSeq names its product uroporphyrinogen decarboxylase, variant 2. The transcript is spliced from 2 exons. Gene Ontology annotation, cellular component: cytosol. NCBI's taxonomy places the organism in Eukaryota, Fungi, Ascomycota, Eurotiomycetes, Chaetothyriales, Herpotrichiellaceae. Gene Ontology annotation, molecular function: uroporphyrinogen decarboxylase activity. Gene Ontology annotation, biological process: heme biosynthetic process. The record is from RefSeq and is a predicted model, not a curated record. Bases 1 to 282 code for a protein of 93 amino acids.
AUGAACGCGCUGGGGUACGAUGUUGUGGGCCUGGACUGGCUGCACGAUCCCAAGGAGGCGGUCAAGAUCGCAAGAGGCAGAGUCACCCUGCAAGGCAACGCCGACCCGGGCGUGCUCUACGGCGGCCGCGAAGCCAUCACGAAAGUGGUCGAGACCAUGGUCGAGGGCUUUGGGGGAGGCAAGCAACGAUGGAUCGUCAAUCUGGGACACGGCAUCACGCCGGGCGUCAAUCCCGAUGACUUGAAGUUCUUUUUCGAAGAGAUUCACCGGUGCACUGCAUGA